AGGAUCGAAGCGGCUGCAGUCAGUUCUCUUCAUCACUCUCGCGCGCACGGCCAUCUUCCUUCAGCUCGAGAAGACUGUUCCCGCAGACAUGGCCGACUACUCUAACGUGGCUCCGCCGUCCUCAAACGCUGGUGGAGGGAUGAACGAUGCUUUUAAAGACGCCCUUCAGAGAGCCAGACAAAUAGCUGCAAAAAUAGGAGGUGAUGGCGUACCUCCCUCUCCAGUUUCCAAUGAGUUUGGUUAUGGAGGACAGAAGAGACCUCUUGAAGAUGGAGAUCAACCAGAAACCAAGAAGGUUCCACCAAGUGAUCCUUUUUCAUCUGUAAUGGGAGGCAUGGGUGGCCCGCCAAGGUCUAUAUCAGAAGAGUUCAAGGUUCCAGAUGGCAUGGUUGGCUUCAUUAUUGGAAGGGGAGGAGAACAGAUUUCAAGAAUACAGCAGGAUUCAGGGUGCAAAAUACAGAUUUCUCCCGACAGUGGUGGCAUGCCUGAUAGGUCAGUGACAUUAACAGGCGCACCUGAUUCAAUCCAGGCUGCAAAGAUGUUGCUCUCAGAGAUUGUAGAUAAAGGCAGACCUUCUCCGGCAUUCCACCACAAUGAUGGACAAGGGAAUUCUGUUCAGGAGGUCAUGAUCCCUGCCUCCAAAGCUGGUCUGGUCAUCGGAAAGGGAGGAGAAACAAUCAAACAGUUACAGGAACGUGCUGGAGUCAAAAUGGUCAUGAUUCAAGAAGGACCCCAAAACACAGGCUCUGAUAAACCACUCAGGAUCUCUGGCGAUCCUUUUAAAGUUCAGCAAGCUAAAGACAUGGUGAUGGAUCUAAUCAGAGAUCAGGGUUUCCGGGAACAGAGAGGAGAGUAUGGUUCUAGAGUAAGCAGUGGAGACAGUCUGGAUGUCCCUGUGCCAAGGUUUGCAGUGGGAAUUGUGAUUGGUAGGAGUGGUGAAAUGAUCAAGAAGAUUCAGAAUGACACUGGUGUGAGAAUUCAGUUCAAACCAGGUAAGAAAGAUGAUUUAUAUGCGCUUAAAAAAAAAAAAAAAAAUCCAAGUAGUUUUCAGGUCCCUGUGCCAAGGUUUGCAGUGGGAAUUGUGAUUGGUAGGAGUGGUGAAAUGAUCAAGAAGAUUCAGAAUGACACUGGUGUGAGAAUUCAGUUCAAACCAGGAAAAAUAAAAUGGGCUGUUUGUUCUGCAGAUAAAGCAGCGGCUGAUGCUAAUGCAGCUGCAUGGGCAGCCUAUUAUUCUCAGUACCAGCAGCAGCCCCAGGGUCCCAUGACACCAACUUCAGCAGCCCCUGGCACAACCCAAACCAACGGACAAGGUCAAGGUCAGCCUCAGCAGGAUUACACAAAGGCGUGGGAAGAAUACUAUAAGAAACAAGGUCAAGCUGCGCCUCAGGCGGCUGCAGCAACGGCGUCUCAGCCAGGAGGUCAGCCAGAUUACAGUGCAGCGUGGGCAGAAUACUACCGCCAACAGGCAGCAUACUAUGGUCAAGGCGCUCCUCAGGCAAUGGGAGCUGCACCCCAGGCUCAGCAGGUACACUCCCGCUAAAACAUAGAUGUGCAUGUGUACAGUUUUUGUCCCCCACCCCCACUUUUUUUUCCCCCCUAACAUUUACUUCCACAGGUUCAGCAGGUUUCC
Sinocyclocheilus grahami is the source of this 1630-nucleotide messenger RNA. RefSeq names its product far upstream element-binding protein 1-like. Bases 89 to 1540 code for a protein of 483 amino acids. The transcript has 16 exons. Lineage: Eukaryota; Metazoa; Chordata; Actinopteri; Cypriniformes; Cyprinidae. The record is from RefSeq and is a predicted model, not a curated record. Gene Ontology annotation, molecular function: RNA binding. Gene Ontology annotation, biological process: regulation of DNA-templated transcription.